CAAACUGACCUUUUUGGGGGGGUCGAUGCGGCUUUCGCGAUGUCGCGUAAGUACCUUAGCCAAUCCCUACCCCUUUUAGUAAAAACUAGAAAGCCAAACACGCUUCACGCUUCAUACUUCACCUCGUCACUGUUCGUUCCGGUAAACCGCUGACCGUUCAUAACAUAGUUGGAAGCAUGUUUGCUACCAUGACUGAUGACACUAAUGAAACGGCGAAUGCGACGAAGACGACACCAUCAUCAUCACAUAGCACAAGCACAAGACGCUGGACCACCUCCACGGAGGAGAGGAAAAGCCAAUCAACAACUAAGUCAACUAAGACCGAAUCCAAGGCGACCAAAACUUCCACUUCCAGCACUAAAAAGCCUGAGCCUACUCACCCGGCAGGGAUUACUUGCGACUUGAAGAAAGUGGGCGACGAGUCGUCGGAGUUUAAGCCAAGGGACUAUGUGAAAGCUGCUUUCGAGGCCGGCGUGUACCAAUAUUGCCGCGGCGACUACGGGUGGCUGGUGAGGCCUGAUGAUAGGGGAUCUGGAAGUAAUUACUUCUGGUUCGAUACCAAACAUACCGACAAAGAAACUGGCAAUCUUCCAGCAUACUGCCUAGGAUCAGCCAAGGGCGUGCUGGCCCAAUGGUCCCCCAAAAGCCAGUCUCUGUGCUCGGGCGGGAGCGGCGUCUUCGGUUCAAACAGCAAGAUCUGGCUGGAAGUUGUGCCAUCAGAUAAUCAGAAGGGCUGUAAAGAUCUGAAGGAAUAUAAGUUGCCGGCUGGCGAUGACUGUGUGAAGAAUUGGAAUAGGAUCUUAAACGAAUGCAUGAAAUCGGGCGAUCCUCCGCACGGAAACUCUGGAUCGUGGAGAGAGAGUACCGACUCAGGCUGCUUUGAUUGGAAUAUUUGGGGUCGUAAACUGACAUAACCUAGGAAGCGGAUGGAUACGAAAUCACUUACAUAGUACCUGUUAACCGAGUUACCUAACUUACCUGGCAUAUUAAGUACGCAGUAUGAAUAAAAAUAUGAUAGAUAUCUAACCUAGUAGAUUACGGUGGCCC
Messenger RNA from Hypoxylon fragiforme, 1047 nucleotides. RefSeq lists its product as uncharacterized. The transcript is spliced from 3 exons. The record is from RefSeq and is a predicted model, not a curated record. The coding region runs from base 177 to 914 and encodes 245 amino acids. NCBI's taxonomy places the organism in Eukaryota, Fungi, Ascomycota, Sordariomycetes, Xylariales, Hypoxylaceae.